Hibiscus syriacus is the source of this 1374-nucleotide messenger RNA. RefSeq names its product protein LAZY 1-like. Bases 63 to 1214 code for a protein of 383 amino acids. Gene Ontology annotation, biological process: gravitropism; regulation of auxin polar transport. The record is from RefSeq and is a predicted model, not a curated record. Lineage: Eukaryota; Viridiplantae; Streptophyta; Magnoliopsida; Malvales; Malvaceae. The transcript is spliced from 5 exons.
ACUUAACAGUCUUCCUCAUAUGAAAACCAAAACAAUUUGACGUCAAGCUCUUCAAAGCAAGAAUGAAAAUGAAGUUACUAGGAUGGAUGCAGCAUAAGUUACGGCCAACAAAUAUUGAACCUUUCAAGGAUUUCACAAUCGGGAACUAUUAUGCAUGUCUGUCUGCUCAGUCAUCCCUCAAUGAUCAAGACUGUCAUCCAAAAUCAAUAUGUGGCUAUGGGUAUGGUUCAAAACCGGAAAGUGAGACUUCCUUCACAGAAUUUGAAACAAAGGGGGUAGAAGACAACAUUGGAGAUGAAACAUCCGCUGUCAUCUCAGGGCAAUUCCAUGGCUUUCUCACCAUUGGAACUCUAGGCUCCGAACCGAUUAUGAGUGAGCCUGUAACACCGACAUUUGCCACGCCUCUGGAGAACAUAUCUGAAGAAAAAACUGAGGUGACCGAAAAUCAUCUGAAGCUCAUCAAUGAUGAACUGGAGAAGUUCCUUGAAGCAGAAGCUGAAGAGCAUGGUUCCAAUGAAUCAUCAAGAAGGAAUAGUCAGGUUAGCAUGAUUACACUUAGUGGUAAGUCAAUUCAAGCACCGGAUUCUCAAGAUCAUGGGAAGACAAUCACGUGUCCACUCCAAGGAUAUCUGUUUGGAUCUUCGAUUGACCUUGCAGAAACAAGGUUUGACGUGAAGAGGGAAAAGGCAUCACUUGCUGAAUUGUUCCACAGGACGAAAAUCGCAGAAGAGAGUCCUACGGAAAAAUGUGGGAAAGAGGAGAUGAAGAACAAGCAAAACAAUAAACCUGUCAAACAUCUCAUCAAGAAGGUUCUCAAAAAGAUUCAUGCUUAUUCAGGGAGUUCUAUCUUUUCUGCUAAAGAAACAAAUUCUGCUGCAACCAACAAAAAAAUCCAAAAGGUCAUAAAAUUAUUCCGCAGAAAAGUCCACCCUGAAAGUUCCAUUGCUGACAGGGAGUCCAAAAAGUUGAAUGGGAAGAAGAUGAAUAAUGCUCCUUACAGUGAAGAUGAGUGUACUGGUAGAGACCGGAUUCAGCAACAUAAAGACAACAAGUGGUUGCCUCGGGGAUUAAGGUCAAUGGCAGGACCCCAAGAUUAUAAGACCAUCUCAGAACUGCCUAAAUAUGAGCUUGCUGGCUUACAUGCUGCAACUGCAACUGCAAAUGGGGAGCAUUGGAUUAAAACAGAUGCAGACUACUUGGUGUUGGAGCUGUAGUGAAGAAACUGCAACAGAUUCCUAUCAAUAGCUUUCAUCAACCUUAUGGCUUUAUAAAUAUCAACCGAUGUAAUGUGUGUGAUUGAGUGGUGGUGAGCUGAACAGAAAAGGAAGUCCUUUAGGAGGAAUCCAUGUUAUCCUCGGGUUUGUGAAAAUAAAG